AUUUGCACCUAGGAAGCGUGCAAAAGUUAAGGAACAUAAUUAUUGCUCGAUUCAUAGCGUUUGUCUUAUUGACAUAUAAAAUGCAGAAACAGCGGUAUGUACCACACCCUGGGUGGGGCAGAAGGGGCAGAAACGCGUGUGUGUUGCAGUGUGUGUGUCUGGAGUCGCCUGUGGGAGAGCUUCUCCUGAGCGGCUGUGAGAAAGGAAUACACACCAUCACCAUUACUAUGGAAACAGAACAUAGGUCUGGGCUCAUUUCAGACCAGGCAGAACUGAACCCGGAGCUUCAGAAGUGUGUUACGUGGCUCCAGAGUUACUUUCGUUCUGCACAGUCAGUGAUCUCUCUUCCGUUUCCUGCCUUACAUCACCCAAUGUUGCAGGGAGACUCCUUCACUGCACACGUGCUAAGGAUAUUGCAGUCAAGGGUACGAGUGGGACAAACCGUCUCCUACAAAGAGCUCAGUGAGAUGGCUGGAAACCCGAAGGCUGUUCGAGCAGUGGGCAGCGUUAUGAGGAGAAAUCCGGUUCCUCUGAUUGUGCCCUGUCAUCGUGUGCUGUGUAGCUCAGGUCAGAGUGGCAGAUAUAUGGCAGGCAAAGGAGAUCAUAUUAAACUGUGGCUGCUCUCUCAUGAAGGGAAGAAGGGUUCGACCUAACUGUUUAACCUAUGGAUACCGUUUCAGUUGUUCUCUGCUGGAUACACACCCUGAAAUAUUCACUGUUCAGCAUUUUUUACAUGCAAAGUGUGGGUGUAUGUUCUGCUUCAGUAAUGAAAUCUAAAGUAACAGUUUAUUCACUUAAUCAGUGCAAGCAUGUUUUAUUGUUACAGUUACUGCCCGAUGUUGUCUUACUUUAUUGACCAAUAAGAUGAUAGUAAUAGAUAGUAGAUGGUCUCAUAUGGUUUGUUUUUACACCUUUAAACUGUACAUCAUUAGUUUGAGAUCAUUAGUUUACAAAUGAUCAUAAUUUAAAAAAUAAAGAUCAUACAAAUUGCAUCUUUAUCAACUAUACCUGUUACUUAGCAGCUGUUAAACAUGUCACAUUAGUCUGUUUCUGGGAUGUCAGCUGUCAGGCUUGUCUUAUAAAUAACAAUGGAAAUGUAAAAGAGGAUUUGGAGCCUUUCUACUGCAAGGAGAUUAUGAUUAUAAAUCACUGUUAGAUUGUAUUCAUUUCAAUUCUACACUCUAAUGAGAACUGAAUGAUAACACUUCCUGCUCUCUGUUCCCUUUUAUCUGAUUUUCAUGUAAUCUUCAAACAAAGAUCAGUGACGUUUCUUCUAGGUGUUACUCUGUGACCUUGUCCAGGAUGUUUGUGUGUAGGCCACCAAGGUCACUUUUCUGUUAAAGUUUGGUUCUAUUAUGAUGGCUUAUGCUGCAAAUAUUAAAGUGAACCCUAACUGAAUUAAGAAAUGAACACUUCAAAGAAAAAACUUUGUAUUUGAAUUAAUGUCAUUAAUUAUUUCCUUAUUAAUUAAACUGAAAAUAAUA
Tachysurus vachellii is the source of this 1484-nucleotide messenger RNA. It is a transcript of the gene mgmt, whose product is annotated as O-6-methylguanine-DNA methyltransferase. Gene Ontology annotation, biological process: DNA repair. The transcript is spliced from 5 exons. Gene Ontology annotation, molecular function: methylated-DNA-[protein]-cysteine S-methyltransferase activity. Gene Ontology annotation, cellular component: nucleus. Lineage: Eukaryota; Metazoa; Chordata; Actinopteri; Siluriformes; Bagridae. The record is from RefSeq and is a predicted model, not a curated record. The coding region runs from base 81 to 653 and encodes 190 amino acids.